GUCAACCCCCCCAAAUCUGACUAUAGAAUAAAAAAAUACCUUUACCCCAGCAAAUCUUCACUUUUCUCUCUUUUCGUUAUUUAUGUCAGCUCCUCAACAGUUUACCGUUAACGUCCCAGGAGCAGUCCAGAAGGACGGAGAAACCCUCCCAAGAAGACAUUUCAAAUUCGCUGAUGCCUUGGUCUCUCAUCCAGACGAUGUGACCACCAUGUGGGACGUGUUCUGCCAUGGAAAUAAAAUUGCUGGAGAUAGGGACUUUUUGGGUGUGCGUCCCAUACUCAAUGGCGUAGCCCAACCGUAUGAAUGGCAAUCUCACAAUGCUGUAAAGCGCCGCAUCGAAAAUUACGCCAAGGGGUUGCAAAAAUUGGGCCUCGGUCGUCAAGAGUCACUUGGUGUUUAUGGUGUCAACCGUCCUGAAUGGACCAUGACUGAACAAGCCUGUUAUCGUAAAGCAUUCAUCAUUGUCGCCCUUUAUGACACGCUUGGCGAGGAAGCUAUUGAAUAUAUCGUCAAUCAAACUGAAAUGAAGUACAUUGUGGCUACAUCCGAUAAAGUCAAGCGUCUAAUCGGCCUGAAGAACAUUCUUCCUACUAUUAAGUACAUCAUUGUCAUGGAUGACUAUGAAAUUGCCAGUGACCGUGAAGCUGCUAAGGCUGCUGGUAUUGAGCUUCAAACUUUCACUGAAGUCGAGAAGCUUGGUGAGGAUGCUGCUGAAGAGAAUGAUCUUCCCUCUCCUCAAGACAUUGCAACCAUUUGUUACACCAGUGGUACGACUGGCGCUCCAAAGGGUGCUGUCAUUACACAAGCUCAAUCCGUUGCUGUCAUUUACAGUAUCGUAGCAGUUGGUGACGCCAAUACAUUUGCCAAGGUUGACUACACCGAUUGUUAUAUUUCCUACCUGCCAUUGGCCCACGUGUUCGAACGAGCUGCUCAAGGUCUGUUUGUAUACACUGGUGGUGCUCUUGGUUAUUAUCAGGGCGAUACCGCUAAACUUUUGGAUGAUAUCGUCGAACUGAAGCCCACAGUCUUCUGCUCCGUCCCUCGUCUAUUCAACCGUAUUUACGACAGAGUAUUGUCUGGUGUCAAGAGUAAGGGAGGCGUGGCCGCUGCGUUGUUCUUCAUGGCCUAUGAAGCUAAGAAGGCCAACCUCAAGAGCACUACCAAGCACUGGUUGUGGGAUCGCCUUGUCUUCGGCACGAUUCGCCAACGCCUCGGUGGACGUAUUCGUUUCAUCUUGAGCGGAAGUGCCCCUGUGUCUCCCGACGUCAUGGACUUUAUGAGAAUCUGUUUCUCUGCCGAUGUUUAUGAAGGAUAUGGUCAGACUGAGAACUUCUGCGGCAGUUGUUUGACUGUUAGCAAAGACAACACUACUGGUGUUGUCGGUAUUCCCUUCCCUUGCUCUGAAAUCAAGCUCGUUGACGUGCCUGAUAUGGAGUAUACCUCCAAGGAUCAACCCUUCCCUCGUGGAGAGAUUUGUAUUCGUGGUAACUCCGUCAUGAGGGAGUACUACAAGAACCCUGAAAAGACUGCGGAGACCCUUGAUGAAGAUGGCUGGUUGCACACUGGAGAUAUCGGUCUUUUUGAUGAGUGUGGUCGUCUUGCUAUCAUCGAUCGUCUGAAGAACAUCUUCAAGCUGUCUCAGGGUGAAUAUAUUGCGCCUGAGAAGAUCGAGGGUGUUUACCAGAAGCACGAGUUGAUCGCUCAAGCCUUCGUCUAUGGUGAUUCUUUGCAAUCAACAUUGGUCGGUAUCAUCCACCCUGAUAAGGACGAGCUUCUCAAGUGGGCUAAGGCCAAGCCAGAGUACUCUGAUAAAUCAUUCGAAGAGCUUUGUGGUGAUGCAGCAGUGAACAAGGACGUCUUGAGUGCAAUGGGAGCAUUUGGCAAGCAGAACGGUCUCAAGGGCUUCGAACAAGUCAAGAAGAUCUACUUGACUGCUGAUGAGUUCACUGUUGACAACGACCUUUUGACCCCCACUUUCAAGCUUAAGCGUGAAGUUGCCAAGAAGAAGUUCGCCAGUGAGAUUGAGGCUAUGUACGCUGGUAGAAGCUUCAAUUAGUUCAUUUCUUUGUUCCUUUUGUCUCCAUCCAUUUUGGUCGUCCCUUUGCCCCAUUUUUCCCAUAACCGAUCGCAACCAACACAUAUCAAUGUUAUUCCUUAAUUGCCUUUUCCCAUAAAC
Messenger RNA from Umbelopsis ramanniana AG, 2176 nucleotides. RefSeq lists its product as uncharacterized. Gene Ontology annotation, biological process: long-chain fatty acid metabolic process. NCBI's taxonomy places the organism in Eukaryota, Fungi, Mucoromycota, Umbelopsidomycetes, Umbelopsidales, Umbelopsidaceae. Gene Ontology annotation, molecular function: long-chain fatty acid-CoA ligase activity. The record is from RefSeq and is a predicted model, not a curated record. The transcript has 9 exons. Gene Ontology annotation, cellular component: membrane; endoplasmic reticulum. Bases 83 to 2056 code for a protein of 657 amino acids.